Messenger RNA from Beta vulgaris subsp. vulgaris (sugar beet), 5120 nucleotides. Its product is annotated as ion channel POLLUX. Gene Ontology annotation, biological process: monoatomic ion transport. The transcript has 11 exons. The coding region runs from base 304 to 2346 and encodes 680 amino acids. The record is from RefSeq and is a predicted model, not a curated record. NCBI's taxonomy places the organism in Eukaryota, Viridiplantae, Streptophyta, Magnoliopsida, Caryophyllales, Amaranthaceae.
UACUGGCCGUGUCAGCCUGUCAGGGCUGGAACCGGUUAGCCCGCCCAAAUGAUGGCGACCUCUAAAUCAAGUAGCAAAACGUUUGAGACACGAAGGAUAAAAUGGAGCGAAAUUCAACUUGAAGCAGAAAAAGCACAAAAACUCAUCAACUACCAGAAAAAUCACUGACCUCACCUCAGCAGCUUUGCUAAAAGUGAAGUACUAAGCAACUGUAUAGAUCCUCUAGUCUUUCCCAACUCAACUCCCUUGCUUCAAACUCAUCAUCAAAAUCAAUCUCAAUCUCUUUCUCUCUCCUUAAUAAUAAUGCCAUUUCCUUCUUCCUCCAUCACGAGAAAAUCAGAGAAACGCCCAUUUCUUCGUAAAUGCCACUCUACCACCACUCCUUAUCAAUCUCAUCAUCAACUUCACCUCCAAUCUCGCUCCAUUUCUAUGCCCUCUUCUGAUCCCAAUCUUUCUUCUGCUUCUCCUGUUUCUCUCUCCUCCACUUUCUUCAAACGUCUGCUUGUAUCUGCUAACUGGGUUUUCUUCUAUUUGCUCAGUUUUAUAUGUUUUUCAUCAGUAGCUUAUACAGUAUCAUUGUGGAAGAGGUUGACAGCACUUCAGGGUGAAAUACUUGAGCUCCGCCGCUUUUGUAAAGGAAAUGAUGUUAUUCACAAUAGUGUAAUUGAAAUAUCGCAGUCUAAUGAUGCUAAGUCAUCAUCUGAUAUUAUUAACGUUAGUGGUAAAACUUUUGCUCUCUAUAUCGUGAUCUUCACCAUUCUAAUGCCCUUUCUGGUUUAUAAAUAUCUUGACUAUCUUCCUCGGCUAUUAAAAAGCCUUUCCAAGAGGACAGAGAACUAUAAAGAAGAAGUUCCACCGAAGAAGAUCUUUGCGUAUAUGGUUGAUGUCUGCUUCUCGUUUUAUCCUUAUGCGAAGCUGCUCGCCCUCCUUUUUGCAACCAUAUUUCUUAUAGGCUUCGGGGGCUUGGCGUUGUAUGCUGUGAGUGAUAAUAGUCUUGCAGAGGCUCUUUGGCUGUCUUGGACUUUCGUUGCAGACUCUGGUAAUCAUGCUGACAGGGUGGGGGUUGGUCCAAGAAUUGUCUCUGUGUCUAUUAGUGCUGGAGGUAUGUUGAUAUUUGCCAUGAUGUUGGGGCUUAUUUCUGAUGCUAUUUCUGAGAAGGUGGAUUCACUGCGUAAAGGAAAGAGUGAAGUCAUUGAGAGUAAUCAUGUACUGAUUCUUGGAUGGAGUGACAAAUUGGGUUCACUUUUGAAGCAACUAGCCAUAGCAAAUAAAAGCCUUGGGGGAGGUGUUGUGGUGGUUCUUGCUGAACGAGACAAAGAAGAGAUGGAGAUGGAUAUAGGCAAACUUGAAUUUGAUUUCAUGGGGACAUCUGUAAUUUGUAGAAGUGGCAGUCCUCUUAUACUUGCCGAUUUGAAAAAGGUCUCAGUUUCAAAAGCACGUGCUAUUAUUGUGUUAGCGUCUGAUGAAAAUUCUGAUCAGAGUGAUGCUAGAGCCUUGAGAGUUGUCCUAAGCCUCACUGGAGUUAAGGAAGGAGUAAGGGGUCAUGUUGUCGUUGAGUUAAGUGAUCUUGAUAAUGAACCUUUAGUCAAGCUUGUUGGCAGUGAACUUGUCGAAACAGUGGUAGCACAUGAUGUGAUUGGGCGUUUGAUGAUACAAUGUGCAUUGCAACCUGGACUUGCGCAGAUAUGGGAGAAUAUUUUAGGGUUUGAGAAUGCGGAGUUUUAUAUCAAAAGAUGGCCCCAGCUAAAUGGUAUGUGCUUUGAAGAUGUACUCCUCUCCUUUCCUGACGCUGUGCCUUGUGGAGUCAAAGUUGCAGCUAAGAGUGGAAAGAUCAUCUUGAACCCAGAGGAUGAUUAUAUAAUAAAAGAGGGUGAUGAGAUACUUGUGAUAGCAGAAGAUGAUGACACCUAUGCUCCAGGCACCCUGCCAAAGGUUCGUAGAGGUCUCUGUCCGAUGACACAUGACCCACCUAGGUAUCCAGAAAAGAUAUUGUUUUGUGGGUGGCGUCGAGACAUAGAGGACAUGAUUAUGGUACUGGAGGCACUUUUGGCUCGAGGUUCGGAAUUGUGGAUGUUUAAUGAGGUUCCAGAGAAAGAACGAGAGAGGAAGCUGACUGAUGGUGGGCUUGAUAUACCAAGUCUAAGGAAUAUAAAACUUGUUCAUCGGGUGGGAAAUGCUGUGAUAAGGCGUCAUGUAGAAGCUCUGCCGUUGGAGGCAUUUGAUUCAAUACUGAUUCUUGCAGAUGAGUCUUUGGAGGAUUCAGUUGUACAUUCAGAUUCGAGGUGUCUUGCAACAUUGCUCCUUAUACGAGAUAUUCAAAUUAUGGUUACUGUAAGGUCUGGCUAGGAAGUGGAUCCAUGAAGCGCCUACCUAUUAGUUAUGACUAGUUAUUUUAUCACUUCUGUAUGUUGGAUAAAUGGACUUGAAACUUUUUUGGAUUGUAAAAGUUCUAUUAAUCUGACGUGGGACUUGAAUUCUGAAAGAUGGGAAUUUCAUAAUAUUGUUUUACAGAUUAUGGUUACUGUAAGGUGUGGCUAGGAGGUGGAUCAAUGAAGCGCCUACCUAUUAGUUAUGACUAGUUAUUUGACCACUUCUGUAUGUUAGAUGAAUGGACUUGAAAUUCUUUGGAUCGUGAAGUUCUAUUAAUCUGAUGUGGGACUUCCUUGCACACUCUUCUGGGUAUUUAUGAGAUUGUGCACGCUGCUUAGCGGGUUAAGUAUGCGAAUCAAAAAACUACUUGGUUCAAUUUCUUGCACAUAAUUGGAGCUGGGUUAAUAUGAUUUUUAGUUCUCUGUCUUUAAUUAAGGACUUUAAUCGAUGCUUGAGUUCUUUUAGCAGAAAAAAAAAACAGUAGUCCUAGCAUUUUACGGUAUCAGGAAUUUGUUUAAUCUUGGUAAGCUACCGUAUAUAUUAGUGGUCCAUCUGGUAGGUGGUAAUAAAUUGAGCUAAUGGUAAUGAGUUUUUUUUUUUUUUUUUUUUUUUUGGAAAUGCAAUGUUAAUGAGCUUUAGUGUAAUUUUGAAAGAAAAGUUCUAUGGAAGUGUCCAUGUUAAUAAAGCUACAUCCCUAAACAGAUGUUAUAUGUCAAAAAAAAUUUGCAAACACUCAAGAACGCCUUCCAAAGUCGUUAGGGUAGUAAUUAAACUUUAUGAAGAAGAAGAGAUGUCUGGGGGUGGACAAGCAUUAUCAUGGAUAUUGACAUGGAACUUCUUAAAAUUUUACACUAAAAUUUGUUACAAUUGUUGUCAUUCAUUAACAGUGUCAUAGACUCAUAGAAGUCUAAGGCAUAAAAGACUAACAUAGUCCUAGUUGUCUACUUCAUGAAAUGUUAAUUAGUAUUUAGUAUGCUAUUAUUGUUGAUCAAGUGGUAGUAACUAUGUCAAGAAUCUACUUUGUUAAAUAUUUUGUAAUGAUAAAGUCCUAAUUAUGUUGGGUAAAUAUAUUACGUAAAGAAUAUAGCUUCCUAGCAGGUUUGUACCCUCAUCUUUAUGCCUCCACUACUGCAACUUAUGCUGCGCCCAUCCUCGGUCAGCCUGUGGUGUCCUGCCCUCCCUUUGCCGCCACAGCCUAUGCUGACCUUGCUGCUUAUUACUGUCGUUGCUUUUUUUUUUCUUCUCUCCAAUAUCUUAUUGCACUUCUUACAUUGUGUGUUGGUGGAUCUCUUUGUCCAGUCACAAUAUCCUCUGUCGCGCUAUUGCUACAAGGGUAUGAUAGAAAAUUAGAUUAAUGGUGAAUACGUCAAAUAUUAAUGUUAGUAAUUUUGGAUGUGUGGACAUAAAAGAAAGGAGUGGUUGAGGAAUAAGAUAAUUAGGAAGAAAGUAGGGGUUACAUCUAUCGAGAAUAAGAUGGGAGAUAAUCGUCUAAGGCGAUUUGGGCAUGUAAGACAAAGACCAUUUGAUGUAGUAGUUAGGAAGUUUGAAUACUGGAAAAGUGAUGGGAUUGCAAGGGGUAGAGGAAGACUUUAUAAAACUUGGUUGAGGAUGAUUGAGAAUUAUAUGAAUCUACUUGGCAUUUAUAAGAAAUUGCUUUGGAUAGGCGGAUCAGAGGGAGAAGAUAUAUAUUGAUAGCCCGACUUGACCCUUGUAUUCCUUUUGAUUUUUGUUACUUUAGUCCUUGUGCUUUACAUACUUUUGUCCUUAAAACGUCUCUUUUUGAGAUUUUCUCAAACCUUUCAUCUUUGCUUUUAUUUCUCUUUACCCUGUUUUACAAAACUUUCUCCAAUAGUUUCAUAAUCUAUGAUGGUCCUUCAUGCGAGAUGUGGAUAAAUUGAUUCUACAUAUUCCACUUAGGAAGGAGGGGUGGAAGUGAUUUUAAUCCAUAACCUUUAUGUUAUGUUGGCUCCGAUACCAUGUAAGAGAGCCAACUCAACUAAAAGCUUAAGUUGAUAGUUGAAGCCCCAAGUAAUUUUAGAGCUUGUUUGGUUCACUAUUUCUAAGGUCCAAGAAACGGAAUCAAUUACUGAUACCCUUUCUUCAUGUUUGGUUCAAGCCCUUACCAAUCCAUUACCAUUACUUGGUGGUAAUGGACUCCUCCAAUUUGUUACCUCCUCUCCCCCUCAAGUAAAAAAAUCCAUUAGUUGGUGGUAAUGGUUACCAUUCCAUUUCCAUUCCAUGGCUUGAACCAAACACCCAGCAAAUGUAAUCAUUUUUAUUACCAGUUCCCUUCUUUAUUUGUUUCCAUUCCCUUUUCGUUCCAUAUCUUGAACCAAACAACCCCUUAUACUCUAUCAGUUGGUUUGCUCUAUACACCUCAUUUGUUCUCUUCUUCCUUGUAUUUUCUUUCGUUGCAAUUUCCUCAAUUUGACUUUGGCACUCCUUUUUGUUGACUCGCUUUCAACUUAUUAUUGUAUGUGUGCUGUUUCAUUUGUCAUGGAAAAAAUUUCUUGUGACGGUUAUGUUAGCCGACCCCGAAUUGUUUUGGGGACUAAGACUUAGUUGUUGUUGUACAGAGAAGUAUAGAGUAAAAGGCAUGUUGUUUUAUGUUUAACUAGAUCCAAAUAUCUGAUUGGUGUGCUGCUUUCUCUGCACAUAACAUAGGGCUAUAGGAGAUUAAGGAUCCUAUCAUCAUAAAGAUGAUAUAUGAAUUGAAGUUCUUGAUAGAUUUGUUUGGAACUGACCAACUU